Nakaseomyces glabratus is the source of this 921-nucleotide messenger RNA. It is a transcript of the gene HIS1, whose product is annotated as ATP phosphoribosyltransferase. Gene Ontology annotation, biological process: L-histidine biosynthetic process. The record is from RefSeq and is a predicted model, not a curated record. Gene Ontology annotation, molecular function: magnesium ion binding; ATP phosphoribosyltransferase activity. Lineage: Eukaryota; Fungi; Ascomycota; Saccharomycetes; Saccharomycetales; Saccharomycetaceae. Gene Ontology annotation, cellular component: cytoplasm.
AUGGAUUUUGUGAAUCACUUGAACGACAGACUGCUGUUUGCUGUGCCAAAGAAAGGUAGACUGUAUGAGAAGACGAAGCAGCUGCUGAACGGGUCGGACAUCAAGUUCAACCGUUCCAACAGACUGGACAUUGCGCUGUGCACUACGCUGCCAAUUGCGCUUAUCUUCCUUCCUGCAGCUGACAUCCCAACGUUUGUCGGCGAAGGUAAGUGUGACCUGGGUAUCACUGGUCUGGACCAAGUGAAGGAGUCUGGUAUUGAGGAGAUCGACCUGCUGAUGGACCUGGGCUUCGGAGGUUGCAAGCUUCAAGUGCAAGUGCCUGAGAAGGACCGCAAGUACACAGACCCCAAGCAAUUGGUCGGCAAGACCAUAGUCUCCAGUUUCGUCAAGCUGAGUCGCGACUACUUCCAGCAGUUGGAAGAAGAAGUCCUGGGCAAGCCAGUGGAUAAGCUAUCUACAAAGAUCAAAUACGUAGGUGGGUCCGUCGAGGCCUCGUGUGCCCUGGGCGUCGGUGACGCAAUUGUGGACCUGGUCGAGAGCGGUGAGACCAUGCGUGCUGCGGGACUGAUCGACAUAGCCACAGUGCUAGAGACAAGUGCAUACCUGAUCCAGGCAAGAAGACCACAGCAGGACAAGUCCAGAGAGGAGCUGAUCGAAGUGAUCAAGUCCCGUAUCCAAGGUGUGCUAACUGCGCAGAGAUACGUAUGCUGCUCCUAUAACACCCCAGAAGGAAACCUGAAAGAGCUACUGAAGGUCACCCCGGGCAGAAGAGCACCUACAAUCUCCAAGCUGGACGACGACGGAUGGGUAGCGGUGAACUCAAUGAUCGAACGUAAACGUAAAGCUGAUAUAAUGGACGAGUUGAAGCGCAAAGGUGCCUCCGACAUCAUGGUCUUCGAGAUUUCAAACUGUAGAGUCUAG